This is a messenger RNA of Cygnus atratus (black swan), 7969 nucleotides long. RefSeq names its product DNA polymerase theta (gene POLQ). Gene Ontology annotation, molecular function: ATP binding; DNA-directed DNA polymerase activity; DNA binding. The transcript has 30 exons. Gene Ontology annotation, biological process: DNA-templated DNA replication; double-strand break repair via alternative nonhomologous end joining. Lineage: Eukaryota; Metazoa; Chordata; Aves; Anseriformes; Anatidae. The coding region runs from base 1 to 7857 and encodes 2618 amino acids. The record is from RefSeq and is a predicted model, not a curated record.
AUGGCGCGGCGGGAAGAUGGCGGCGCCCCCGCUAACGGCGGCGGGGCGGCCGCUGACCGCGGGGCCGGGAGGGGGGCACCGCUCGGCCCCCAGGCUCCCGGCACGGCGGUGCUGAGCCCCCCGCCCGGCCUCCACCGCUCCCUGCACGGCAGCGGCGGCUCUCCAGGUAGCGGUGGGGGGCAGCGGGGCAAAUAUCAGCAGGUAAAUGUUCCUGAAGACCAAGCAGACAAGUUACUUCUUGCAAGCUGGGGUCUUCCGAAAGCAGUUCUGGAGAAAUAUCACAGUCUGGGAGUAGUGCAGAUGUUUGAAUGGCAAGCAGAAUGCCUAAUGCUCGGACAAGUUCUGGAAGGAAAGAACCUAGUUUACUCAGCUCCUACCAGUGCCGGAAAGACUCUUGUUGCAGAAUUGCUCAUUCUGAAGCGUGUCUUGGAGACCCGUAAGAAAGCUCUUUUCAUCCUUCCCUUUGUCUCUGUGGCCAAGGAGAAGAAAUGUUAUCUGCAGGCCCUGUUUCAGGAGGUGGAUGUGAAAGUUGAAGGCUACAUGGGAAGCAUCUCUCCAGCUGGACGUUUCUCUUCUCUGGAUGUUGCUGUCUGCACCAUUGAGAAAGCCAAUGGCCUCAUCAAUAGACUAAUAGAAGAAAACCAAAUGGACUCACUGGGAGUGGUGGUUGUGGAUGAGUUGCAUAUGCUGGGAGACUCUCAUCGAGGAUAUCUGUUGGAACUCCUUCUGACCAAAGUUCGAUACGUUACAGAGAAGGCUGCAAAACGGCAGACAAAGACAACCAGCCCUGGUUUUGGAGGGGUACAGAUAGUAGGCAUGAGUGCUACCCUCCCUAACUUGGGAGUCCUAGCCUCAUGGUUAGAUGCAGAGUUGUACUGUACAGAUUUUCGCCCUGUGCCCCUCAUGGAGUGGGUGAAAAUUGGCAACAACAUUUAUGACUCUUCCAUGAAUCUGGUGCGAGAAUUCCAGCCCAAACUUCAACUGAAGGGAGAUGAAGACCACAUUGUGAGCCUGUGUUAUGAGACUGUUUGUGAUGGCCAUUCAGUUCUGCUUUUCUGUCCAUCCAAGAAUUGGUGUGAGAAGCUGGCAGACAUCAUUGCCAGGGAAUUCUACAGUUUGCGACAAGCUGAGAGUUGUGCAAGAAACUCAUCCCUUUCCCCAGUUAUUGUGGACAGAGAAGGAAUAGAUGAGGUCCUGGAUCAGCUAAAGCGCUCUCUGUCAGGGCUGGAUUCUGUGCUCCAACGUACUUUGCCAUGGGGAGUGGCAUUUCAUCAUGCAGGUCUCACUUUUGAUGAACGGGACAUAAUUGAAGGAGCCUUUCGCCAGGGCUUGAUUAGAGUUCUAGCAGCAACAUCCACUCUCUCUUCUGGAGUGAAUUUGCCUGCACGCCGAGUAAUUAUACGAACUCCCAUGUUUGGUGGCAAACUGCUGGACAUCCUCACUUACAAGCAGAUGGCUGGAAGGGCUGGCAGGAAAGGAGUAGACACAGAGGGUGAGAGCAUUUUAGUUUGCAAGCCCUCAGAAAGAUCAAAAGGAAUUGCUCUACUUCAGGGAUCUCUCAAGCCUGUUUGCAGUUGUUUGCUUAGAAGAGAAGGAGAAGGUGUUACUUCAAGCAUGAAGCGAGCAAUACUUGAGAUCAUAGUGGGAGGAGUGGCCAACACCCCAAGUGAUGUGCAGACCUAUGCGUCUUGCACUCUUCUUGCAUCCAGCUUGAGCAGUAGCAAGUGGAGAAAUGAGAAACAGCAAGACAAAGCACAGACUGGACCUAUUGAGGCUUGUGUAGCAUGGCUGCUGGAGAACGAAUUCAUUCAGGUUCUGGACUCUGGCAAUGAUGAGAAAGCAAACGUUUAUCAUCCCACACAUCUUGGCUCAGCUACUCUUUCCUCUUCUCUUUCACCAACUGAAGCCAUGGAAAUUUUUGCUGACCUGCAGCGAGCUAUGAAAAGCUUUGUUCUGGAGAACGACCUGCAUAUCGUCUAUUUGGUUACCCCAGUGUAUGAGGAGUGGACCACAAUUGAUUGGUACCAGUUUUUCUGCUUAUGGGAGAAGCUGCCUGCUUCAAUGAAACGUGUGGCUGAGCUGGUGGGGAUUGAAGAAGGCUUUCUGGCCCGCUCUGUAAAAGGCAAAAUCAUAGCUAAGACAGAGAAACAGCACAGACAAAUGUCAAUCCACAAAAGAUUUUUCACUAGUCUUGCCCUUCUGGAUUUAAUCAGUGAGGUUCCUUUAAAAGAUAUGACCAAGAAAUAUGGUUGCAGUCGUGGCCAGCUUCAGUCCUUGCAGCAGUCUGCUGCCACCUAUGCAGGAAUGGUAACAAUUUUCUGUAAUCGACUGGGCUGGCACAACAUGGAGCUGUUGCUCUCUCAGUUCCAGAGCCGCCUCACUUUUGGGGUUCACAGGGAGCUUUGUGACCUGGUACGAGUCUCUCUGCUGAAUGCACAGCGUGCUAGGGUGCUGUACAACGCUGGCUUUGUCACAGUGGCUGAUCUUGCUAAAGCCAGUCCUGGUGAUGUGGCAACUGCUUUGAAGAAUUCAGUACCAUUCAAAAGUGGUCGUAGGGCUGUGGAUGAAGAUGAAGAAUCAGCAGAGGAGCGUCGGACUGUGCGCAGCAUCUGGAUGGCUGGAAUGAGGGGUUUAACUGAAAGUGAAGCAGCUUUCCUCAUUGUGGAGGAAGCCAGGGGACUUCUCCAGCAGGAUUUGGCACUGAUGGGAGUGCAGUGGAACCCAGAGUCUUUUCUUGAGUCUGAUUCAUUGUCUAUGAUUAGCAGUGAGUCAGAGCUGGAAGACAGACCACGUAGAUCAAAUGGAGAGCGGUCUUCUGAAUCUUCUAGGGUGUUAAACAAAAAAGUGUGCAGAGAUCAACAUCAUAAUAGCCUUGGUUCUCAGGUUGGAAAUGUAUCAAAUAUUAAAAAGGGAUGCAAGAGGCGACUAAGCGGUAGUACAGCAAACUCCAGAUUUGAGAACCAAGUCCCAUGUAAGAAACAAGCUCAAGCAGAGGAAAGGAAUGAUGACACUGUUCACAGUGCUAGAAAACGUCCCAAUAUGAGGAGAGAUAAUGAAGAUGGGGGAGGAAUUUCUCAGGUCAAAAAUGAGGUAGAUUCCAGGAGAGCAAUUCCAGAACUCCCUACUGAGCAAAGAAGGACACCAACAUUGAGAAAAAUAUCUUCAGCCUCUAGAUUGAUAAGAAGUAUGGACACACAUUUAAACCGGACUAGGAACAAAAAUACUGUUUCAAAACUGCAGAGCUCACUACUUGAAGAUUCAAGUAUGCUUGACAUAGAUAAAGAAAAGCCUUUUACCUUCCACCCUGGUAUUUCUAAAGAUAAUUUUUUUUCAGACCAAAAUAAUAAGGAAUUUUUAGAAAAAAGGUCUGUAGCUCAUAAAGUCUCAAAUUCUGUACAGAUGGGGAAAAUUAAUGGUGGGAGGAAAGAUAAAAUGGAGGAGUUGUUUACAGAGCAUUCCACCUCUAAUGAAGGUGUGCCUAAGGGAAGAGCAUGUUUUCAGGCAACUGUUAUAUUACAGGAUACUCCACAUGUCAACACGGAGAUGCAUGAUACUGUAGAAAGUCCAGUAAUACCUGCUACUGCUAGAAUACAGAGAAACAAAUAUAUUGAUGAUAGGCAGAAUAAAGUCAAUAAAAUACAAACAGACGUGAGCUGUGCUGAGGCAACGACUGCUAAGCAGCACUCUGCUUUAGACACAGAUCAUUGUAAUGUGUGUGCUAGCUGCUCUGGAAAUGGAUGUGUCCAUAAUGGCAGCAGGAAACAGAAGCCUGCACAUUUUUGUCCUGGUGAUGAUAAAUCCUGCCAUAUUCAGAUCCAGAGUGGUGACAAAAAUGGAAGUGAAAAACCCAAUGGAAUAUUGUUACAAGCUGGAGUACUACAGAAAGGCAACAGUCAUUCUAAGGAUUUUCUGAAAGACUCUUUAGUAAAUUCCAGAGCUGUUUGUGAUGCAGAUGGUGUUCAAAAUGGUUCGUCCUCUGCUCCUUUUUGUGACUGUAGAGACUUUGAAGACAGCUUACAGUUGGAUACUCAGACUGAGAGCAUAAUAAAACAGGAGGCAGCAGCUGGAAUCACAGGACAGCAGGGAAUAAAGGGUUCAGAGUUGGCAGCAGUACCACAGCAGGAAACCUCCAGGAAACUAAGGACUUUGCAGACUGAAAAUGCUACUGGUGAAAGGCUAGCUGCAACAGUAAGGAAACUGGGCUUAUCAAGUCUUAUCACAACAAAUAAUAUUAUAAAAAGCACAGAUCAGCACUGCAGUAACAAAGUUUUGGAGUCGGGAGACUUAAAUGCGCAGCCUAUAGGAAAAGAAACAGAAUUUGCACCUUUCCUUAAACAAAGUGAUUUCUCAGUGACUGACUCCCAGCUACACAGUUUCCUACAAGAUUACCAGACCCAAAAUUCAGUGAAAGAGGAAAGUGCUUCUAAAGGUCCUAAUAAAGCAACCUCCCCUCUUGGUAGGGAGCAAGAACAAGUAGAAUGCCAUCCUGUCACUGAAACGAGCCUGAAUAUGAGUGAUAGUUUGCUGUUUGAUGAUAGCUUCAGUAAUGUCAGCGAUCUUUCAGCUAUGCAAGCUGUGGAAGCUGACAGAAAGGAACCUGAGGGAAGGCAGGGAGCUUUGCUUCCUGCAGAUGGUCUUUUGCAGAAUGUAAGGCCUGUUCAGAAUAAAUCUGAUGUCAGUGACAACCAGAAAGAGCAUGAGGAUCCAGCACAAUGUAAUGAUGCCUCUCUAGCCUUCUCUGAUCUCAUUGCUGAAGUGUUGGAUCAUGAAAACUCCCCAUCUUUUCUGGGAGAUAUUCCUUCUUCAUUUCACGGUCAGUCCCGAUUAAGAAACCCAGUGAUUUGUAACAAUGACCCCAAUCCAAAGAUUUUAGUAGUGGAUCAAGGUGAAAAGCUCCAGAGCAGCCAGCAAACUUUGGAAGAGAAAACCCAUCCAGUGGCAUGUACUGACCGCUCAUUUGAACUGAGCCCAGGACUGCAGGAUGUAUUAGACAAAUGGCCUAGCCCUUCAGGCAUUGAACAAGUUUCAGUAAAUCUGCAAAGCUUCUGUUUGAAAGGGAAAUUGGUUGAUUCUAUUGCUAAUCAAGAGCCAGAUGCAGUUUUAGAAUUUGAUCAUCGUCAGGCAGAGCUUUUGCCCAAUUGCCAGGAUUUAAAAGACCAUUACAGAAUUAAAGAAAACAAAACAGAAGACUUGGAUGUUCAGAAAUCAGACUGUGUAACACUUAAGCUCAAGGGAAGCAACAGAACAUCCUAUCCUCCACCAGAUAACAGUAAUGGGUUUAUUCCUCCAACACCCCCCAAAGAACUUUUUCCCCAAAGUUCUGUAUCUCUCUCUGUGAAAUCUACAAGGAAGAGACAAGUUGCCUGCGUGAAGGAAGGGCAACUGAUUGAGCCACAGCAGAACAGCAAAGGUGAUGCAGAGCAGCAGGAAAAAACACUCCAGUUCAAUUUGGAGAGUGUAGACCCAAUUGAGACUGAUGGGAUAAAAGAUGAUUCCACUAUAGACCAAGGCUUUUCACUGCAACUGUCUCAGGAUGUUUUUCCACUCAUUCCCUUAAGUGCUGAAAGUUUCACUAUUAUUGAUGUAGCAAGUGACAAAGUACUUUUCCAGACUUUUCUUGCAGAAUGGAAGGAGAAAAGCAGAUUCUCCAUCUCAGUGGCAUGUGAAAGAACAGAACGUCUGUUGUCGCCCAAAUCAACGAUUGGUGGCAGAUUCAAACAAGGUUAUUCUCCCCAGAGGACGCAAGUUAAAGACGAUGGAUUUCCUGUCCAAGGCUGUGAAGACAUCUUGGUAGUUGGACUGGCAGUGUGUUGGGGUGGAAAAGAUGCCUACUAUAUCUCUUUACAGCAGAUGCAAGACCAGAAUGAAAUCAGUCUGAGUUUGGCACCACCGCCUUUGGACAAAAACCUAUCUGUAACAGAGAGAUUGCAGCAUCUGCAGCUCUACCUGCAGAAGAAGCAGGAGCGCUCACUUGUCGUGUAUAACUUCAUUCAGCACUACAAGACCCUGGUGAUGGCUUGUGGUAUCUCCUUGGAAGGAAGUUUUGAGGACCCAAAGGUUGCAUGUUGGCUGCUUGAUUCUGGCUCUAAGGAACGUACACUUCACAGCAUGGUGACUACAUUUCUACCCAAUGAGCUACCUCUACUGGAAGGGGUAGGCACUGGCCAGGGAGUGCAAAGCCUGGGGCUUAGUGCCAGUAGAGAUCAUUCAGGGCGGUACAGAGCAGCAAUAGAAUCUGUGCUCAUCUUCAAUGUCAUGAACCAGCUCCAUGAUGAAUUACAGAAGCAAAAUCUGACAGAAGUGUUUUCUAAAGUGGAGAUGCCCAGCCAUUAUUGUUUGGCUCUGCUGGAGCUAAAUGGCAUUGGCUUUAGCAAUGCAGCAUAUGAAACCCAGAAACAGGUCAUGCAAGCUAAACUAACUGAGAUUGAGACCAAGGCAUAUCAGCUGGCAGGCCACAGUUUCUCCUUGACCAGCCCUGAUGACAUUGCAGAGGUUUUGUUCCUGGAGCUGAAACUGCCACAAAAUGGAGAUGUGACAGUUCAAAGAAACAAGAAAACUCUGGGUUACACCAGAAGAACAACUGCUAAAGGAAACAUGGUUAGGUUGAGCAAGCAGUUCAGUACAACCAAGGAUGUUUUGGAGAAAUUAAAGACACUUCACCCAUUGCCAGGGCUCAUACUAGAAUGGAGGAGGAUCAACAAUGCCAUUACUAAAGUGGUGUUUCCGCUACAGAGGGAAAAACGAUUGAAUUCUGUAUUGGGAAUGGAAAGGAUAUAUCCAGUGUCACAGACUCACACAGCUACAGGUCGAGUAACUUUCACGGAGCCAAAUAUCCAGAAUGUGCCAAGAGAUUUUGCGAUUGAAAUGCCCACUGUGGUUGAAGAAAGCCCACCCUUUCGAGCUGUUUAUUCUCGUGCUGUUUGUGGCAGUAGAGGUAGAAGGCAUUCCAGUAUUUUGCCUAAUGGUGUAAAUAUUCAGGAUGAAGACAGAUCUGAAGGAAGAGGAAUCCCAUUUUCUGUUAGCAUGCGGCAUGCUUUUGUUCCCUUCCCAGGUGGCUUAAUCUUGUCUGCUGAUUACUCUCAGCUUGAACUGAGGAUCCUUGCUCAUUUGUCUCAUGACUGUCGACUCAUUGAAGCCUUGAACAGGGGUUCUGAUGUCUUUAAGAGCAUUGCAGCAGAAUGGAAGAUGAUUGAUCCUGAAGCUGUUGGAGACAGCACCAGACAACAAGCUAAACAGAUUUGCUAUGGAAUCAUCUAUGGAAUAGGAGCGAAAUCUUUAGGCGAGCAGAUGGGGAUUGAUGAAAAUGACGCUGCCAAUUACAUUGAAUCCUUCAAAUCGAGAUACACAGGGAUUCAGAAAUUCUUGAGGGAGACAAUAAGGAGCUGCAGAAGAGACGGGUUUGUGCAGACGAUCCUGGGAAGACGGAGAUACCUGCCAGCUAUUGGAGAUCCAAAUCCCUACAGCAAAGCUCACGCAGAGCGUCAGGCUGUAAAUACAACUGUUCAGGGAUCUGCUGCUGACAUUGUCAAAACAGCCACUGUGAACAUUCAGAGACGCCUGGAAGCUUUCUCUUCUGUGAUCAAGUCCCAUGGGCACCUGGAGAGCUCAUUCCAAAAAGAUAAAACAGGAAGGCUAUCCAGAAAGAGAAACAGAGGGAUGUUACAUCCCAUCAGUGGAGGUUUCUUUAUCCUCCAACUCCAUGACGAGCUCCUCUACGAAGUUGCAGAGGAUGAUGUGAUCCAGGUAGCUCAGAUUGUCAAGCAUGAGAUGGAAAAUGCUGUCAAACUCUCGGUAAAACUGAAUGUUAAAGUGAAAAUUGGACCUAGCUGGGGAGACCUGCAGGACCUGGAGCUAUAGACAUGAAACAGCUUUCUUGUAUGUGGAAGACACCAUGGACUGGUCAAGGCAAGGACCAGCACACUCGCAGGCAGUGACGGACCUGCUCACGGUGCAGUUCUCCUGCUUGGGU